Molecule: messenger RNA, 4769 nt
Organism: Cinara cedri
Lineage: Eukaryota; Metazoa; Arthropoda; Insecta; Hemiptera; Aphididae
Source: the annotation of a GenBank genome assembly
UGUUUUUCUCUGGUUAUAUCUUGCCGACGUCAACCUAUGUUUUCUUUCUCUAUGCCUAAUAUAUAUAUAUAUAUAUAUAUACACAUAUUAAAUAUAUGGCAGAAUUCAUGGGACACUCUGUAUACCUAAAUACAUUAUAUUUAUUAAUUACAUAAAUAAUAUUAACAAAAUUAUUAUAUAAUAUUAGUAUAGAUAUAGUAUUGUUUAUCUAUCUUUGAAAAUUGAUAAAUAUCUGAAUAAUAAGUGCUUACUUAGAUACUUAAGAAUAUUAAAUGUUUAUCAAAGUGAAAAUACCUACUUUUAAUUACUCCUUAUUAUUCUGACGAAAGCAACCUUAUGUACAUUAUAAUAAUCAAUUUCUUAUCAGAUGUAAAAGGCCUUACUAGUAAGUAGUAAUUACGACGCACAUUUUUUUCACAGACAUUACGGUUUCGUAAUUUUCGCAACUUCGCAAGUAACAUCACCGUUUUUUCAUUUACAUUCACCUUCCGACAUUCUAAGUAAGUUAUUUUUAUGGUUUAUUGUAUAUAAGUCGAUGUUAGAUAUCUUGGCGUUAGCUGGUAGUGAAAGUAGUGUCAUUAUUUUGACACGAUUACCUAUGUCGCUCAACAACAAUGUAAAUGUGAAAACGCAAUGGCGUAAUUAGGAAUUUACUUGAAAGGGUGAGAUUAUAUAUGUGUAUAUUUUCAACUUGAGUAUUCAACAGAGUAAAUUUAGUAGUAUAGUAAUUUCGCAAAAAUAUUUGAAAAAAUAAUUAAAUAAUGAUUAAUUUCGUUUCUAGAAGACAGCGAACUCUUAUCCAAAAAUCAAUAUGGAUUUACACCGGUUAUAGAUAUUGAACUAAUUAAAAUAACAUAAUUCAAUUUAUCAAUAAAGAAUUAGAUAACAAUAAGAAAGUGAUUGCAGUGUUCCUGAACUUAACCAAGGCUUUUAAUACUGUUAAUUACAAUAAUCCAUUUCAGAUAUUUUGUUACUUAUGCAUUAACAAUCUUAGCUUUAAUUGGUUUUAAAGCCACUUAGCAAAUAGAAAAAAAAUGUUCAGUAUCAAUGACAUUACAAGUCAGGAAGGUAUAAUUGAAUAUGGAGUUCCUCAAGAAAGCGUACUAGGUCCUAUUUUAUUUGCAUUAUAUAUCCACGCAGUAAUUGAAUUAAUCAUGAAUUGUUUAAUUUUUCUAUAUGCUGAUGAUACCUGUCUGCUUUUCACCGAUGAAACUUGGAACGAGGUUCUUCACAAAGCGGCUGUAGGUUUAAAUAGUAUACAUCAAAUUCUAUGUGACAAAAAUUUGACGCUUAUCAAAAAAUAAACAAUAUUUAUGACUCAAUUUACAAAAGCUUCCUAACACUUAAUCUCUUCAUAAUACAUAGUUGUUUCGAUGGUGGCAGUUGUAUUGACUAAAUUAGUUUUCUAACUAUCACAGAAGUUACAAGUACACAAUAUCUAGGUAUCAUAUUUUAUAAAAGUUUACGUUGUAAUCUACACAUAUAUAAUCUGGUAGGAAAGUUACGCCAAUUAACAUAUAAAUUUCACAAAAUAAAAGACAUAUUUUCUAAACAAACUAUGCAGGUAAUAUAUUUUGUGUUAUACCGAUCAAUUAUUCGAUAUGGUUUGUUACAUUGGGGUGAUUUAGUAGAUUGUAUUUUAAAUUAACUACAAAUAAACCAGAAUAAUAUAGUAAGAAUUUGCUCAAAUAAGUAUUCAUUACAAGGUUCUACCUCACAUAAUAAUAGGGGGUUGGGUGUACUACCAGUUAAAUUUCUAAAUAAAAUAUUCCCGUUCACUUUUAAAAAGUUAAGAAAUGCUAUAAUGGUCUAGAUCUUGAGGACAAAAGAGAAAAUAGACAGUAUAAUUUACUAAUUGAAUAUUUUUGCAAAUUUGUUGGUCAACCUUAUGUAAACUAUCUAGGCUCUGUGUUUUUAACUCUAUGCCUUGCUAAUGUAAAAAAAAAUAAUGUUAAAAAUUAGUUUAUAACUGAUUGUUUUCUCAAUUAGUUUAAGUUGUACAUAUAUUCUAUGUUUAUAUUGCUUAUUAUUUGUAUAUUCUUUUAUAUUAUCUUUUUUUUCUUUCUUGAAUUUUUUAUAUAAUUUUCGUAUUAUAUUAUACUUGAUACUUAAAUUUUAGUUAAAAUUGUUUUACUCUCUAUCUUUAAUGUUAGCUAUUAGCUUAAAAGAGAUAUAUAAUUAUGUAUAUUAUUUAAAAUUGUAUUUCUUUGUAAGUAGAAACAUAAUUUUUUAAAUUAUAAUUAAUUAGUUAACUAAAUACAUAUUAAUUUAUAAAUAUGGUAAAAUAAGAAAUAGGUAGGUUCCUAGUUUAUAAAAUAUUUUUGUAAAAUUAGAUGAGGUUUUUUGAAAUUAUUAUCUAUUAUAUAUUCAGAAUUAAUUGAAAUCUGUCAAUAUAGUUAAUCCUUUUUAAUUUAUCCUGAAAAGGUUUUAAAUCUGUAUUAAUAAUUUAAAAUAUCGAACAAAAAUUCUAUGAUAACAACUUGUAUUCUUUAUUUAGAGAAUUACUAAUGAUAGUACAGUUAAAGUUAAGUUAUUUAUUUUACUAUUAACUUCCACAAGAAUAUUACACCUACCUAAUUAAUUUUAAUUAUUUAUUUAGUAAUUCAAAUAAUAACUUUUUCGGUUUUGAGAAUAUUUGUUUUCCUGCCUGUUGAUACGCUUCUGUUUCACUGAUUCUUUUUGAUAUUUGUUUAAUUCUUCAAAUUUUUCUCACAGAAGGUCAUAUAAUUUUUGAAUUUUGUUUGUAUGCUUAAUUAUUAUGUGUGUUAAAUACCCACAUUUUGUAUAAUAAAAAUUAACUCUAGUUGGGACUUUUUUUUAUUAUAUUUUUUUGUUAUUUAUAGUGAAUUUAUUUACAUCAUACAUAAUAAAUCUAUUUUCUUAUCACUAUUAAUCAUUUAUAUAAUUAAUAAGGUAUUAUUAAUUAAGGACAUUUUUGUUUAAAUAAGUAAUAUUGGUACCUAUUAAUGUGUUCGAUUUUAAGUAGCAUCAUUACCAAACGAAUUAGGAUUAUUACACAUCUAUUUAUUUAUGUAUACAAUUAUUCCAAUGUAUUAAUGUAUAAUCAUAUGCUAUUAUUUAUUAUUAUAGAUUGAAAUUUAUUAUUGUGCACAUUGCCUGUAGCAUAUGAUUUAUGACUAUUUUAAAUUAAAAUUUAAAACAUGUAAUGUAUAGUGUAUACAAUAAUUAAAAUCCUAUUUUGAAUGUCCAUUAUCCACAGAUACAUUAUGCCGGCAGAUAAAAAUAAUCCAUUUUUAAAAGUCAAAAGAAAAAAAAGAAAGAAGAGAAUCUAUGUUAAACCUGAUGUUAAACUAUAUUGUCCUUCGGCUAUGAUAAGGUAUGAUGGUGGUACAUGUGGGUAUUCGACUAUGUGGGUGUGCAAAAUGUGUUUAGCCUGUUGUUUAACUGAUGUGGCUGCUACUCAACAUUCCUUGGCUUGUAAGAAAAGUAUAAAAGAAAGUUGGAAAAAUAUUCCACCAAAGUAAUACUUCAUAAUAAUUGCUACUAACUAAUUAUUAAUAUUAACCUAAAUAUUAUAUUAUAUUUUAUAUUUUCAGAGAAGUGCCUAUGUCAUACUCAUGCCAUGUUUGCAAUCGUAUUUUUUCGCGUAAAGUAACACUAAAAAAACAUUUAGUAACCCAUGAUCAAAUUUCUAGUGAAAAUGAAAUAAUCGAAUCUGAUUCAGAAAAAAUUGUACAAAAAAAAAGAAGGGGAAGAAAGAAGACAAAAGCAGUUGAUCCAGAUUUUGUUGCUGAAAUAAUAAAAAAGAUUCCAGAGUCUACAAAUUCCGAUGAUAAUUUAAACACCAGUAUUCCUGGUGCAUCAAAAGUGUCUUACUAACUAAACUAAUAUACUUCAUUAAGAUAUAAACAUAUUCAAAUCAAUUUAAUGUAGUUUUUAAUAAGUACCUAUUGUAUUCACAAUAUAUAUUCUGGUAACUUCACAUUUUUUUUUUAAAUUUCACAUGUAGUUUAAUUAAAGUAUUAGAAUUUCACUUUUUAUUAAAAAAAAAAAAAGUAAUAAUAAUUUAGAGAAUAAUGUUAAAUAAUUAAAUAAAUUUGAGCAACAUAAAAGUAUUUUUUUGCCAUAGUAUUGUAUUAUUAACAUAACUUUUUCAAUAUAAACUUGAUAUAAAUACAUUUAGCCUAUUUUAUACUAUAGGCUAAGUUUUUAUCUUAAUAAUUGUUUUAUAUUUUAAAUUGAAUUCAUUAACUUUCAUAGAUUUUUUUUUAUUUCCCAAACUUAGUAUUCUCAUUUUGAACUAAUAUAUAAUUAUAUACUUUGUUUGUGUGUUUAAAAUAUUGAAAAUAAUUUAAUAUAGUUUUUGUAUACUAACAUAAACAUAUUUUUUAAAAUAUUUACUAUUAAUAAUCAUAUUGACUAAAGCAGAACGCCUUCUGAUUAAGUUAUAAAAGAUAUAUAUUGACUUAAGUUGUUCAUUUUCUCAACAUAAUAAAAUAAAUUAUAAUUGUAUAGUUUGUUCUUAAAUAGUGAAUGAAGAUAAUUAGCUAUGUAAAAUUAGUAUUUAUGCCAUGUGAUGGUUUUUUUUUUUUAGAUUCAAAAGAGGGGAAAAAAAUAUUGUUAUCAAUCGAAAAGAGGCGAUACUGGAAAUGGGUCUGCCACUGUUGGUGGGAAGUUAGAUAGGUUAUAAGAUAUUAUAGAAUUAUUUAAUUUAUAUCUGUACACAACAUAAACCAUUGCUAACAAAAAUUAUUUCUCAAUUGCUUUUCUUUAUAAUAAAUAGCCAAUUAAAGAUUUUUGUUAUCUAC